AUGUCUUACAUGACAAACGAAGAAGAAGAGUGGCCCAGGGUGGCUAGCUGCUCUAGAGAUGUUAAACAACUGACAGCGAUGCUAAGUUGGUCGCUGUAGUUAGAGAGUUAUCAAAAAGUGUCUCAAAGCUUACAGGAGCUGUUGUAGGGCACGUCAAAUCUCCACCUGGCCGGUGUUUAGGGUUAGCAAACCCGUCAAAGGUUACAGGCUGUGCGUCUUUCAUAUCUGUCAUCAACUGGUUAGCUAGCAUUAGCCGGCUAGCUGGGAAGCUCCUGAAAAGUACCGUCAGAGCCGCUUGUUUCCUACAGUCAUGUCUGCGGCCGGAGACUUCGGAAACCCGCUCAGAAAAUUUAAAUUGGUCUUUCUCGGAGAGCAGAGUGGUAAGUUUGACACUAAUGAUAAAAGUUAAAGGUAUUUUGUCUUGUGGGUGUUAGCUUACGCUGACAUUAGGUGACUGGGAUGGUGAUUAUCGCUGGUUAGCAUUAGCAGCGUAGCUUUAAACUUGGCAGAGAGGUAGCAUUGCGACACAGUAACUUGUUACUAACUACAUGUCCACGUCGGCUCCGUGGAAAUGAAGUAGGGUUUCUUCCUGUUUUGAUAUCCUGACAUGUUUCUGUUCACAUUUGGCUUGAUGCGAUGACAUGAUGUGGGUUAGUUACAGCCUGCACAAAGUUAAGUUUCAUUCCUGCCACAUAGUCAAACACGAAGAUAAACACUGUAUCUUGACUCUAAAAAUCUUGUUCACCCAUAAAACACGCUGACUUUGGUUCCAGCAUUAUUAUAAUCAGAGCCAGGAUGAGGUAGUUGAGCUGAUCAGUAUUGAUGAUGUCAUUUUGAGUCAUUGUCCACAUGAAUAUUGCAGUGAUUUCACACUCGGAUCACUCCUCCACCCUCGGGGCCUCAAGGAGAGGUAAAGGGUUCACCCCAAUUUCAAACCUGCUUCGUGGCAUUCCUGCUCUCUUGCUACCCAUUAUCCCUUCUCCAUACCAAAUAAACACAGGGUGUGAUUGUGUGAGAGGAGAAUGAAUAGAGGCAGGGAAAGUUUUGAAGCAUACACCCUUUAUAUGUGACAAACACGUUUUUAUUUAGGAGGCUUCAGUUGCUAUAAAAAGUUCAUCGACAAUGUUUAAAUGCAGAAAUUCAAGUUGUCCUAUGUCCUGUGAGGACGUUGUUUUAACUGUUAAUGAAGCGUACUAAAAUAAAUACUGAAGCCUCGAUAUAACAAUAGCAAUCAAGACCGUCAGACACAGAAGUGAUGAUUCCUUUGCAGCUAUUUUUAAUGCCUGAAUGUGUCAGACAGAGUGAUUUCUAACCCACUUCAUUCACAGCCUUUUUCCCAUUUUUAACAGCGAAGAUUUGAGAUGAAAGGUACUGUACAUUUGAACUUUAAUAACCGGUAGGAUUUAUGUUUAAAUCUCUUAUUCACAUGGCCAGGAUAGAAUUGUGCAAAGGGGGCACAAAGAUCAACACAAGCUGGAUGUACCAUGUCCUACAGGAUCUUUAAUGUUUGCAUUUUCAUCAGACAGUGUACAAACAGGAUAAAGUCAGGUAUGGAGAGAGUUAAGACAACAUGGAAAAGGCUGCAGUUUCCACGAAACAUCAAAGUGUAUUUGUACAGCUACUGUGUCCUGAUAUGUGUAUCCUCUCUCACUUCAAGUCAAAACAGACCAUGUGUUUUUCUGAGAGUAUAUGAUUAGUUAAUACACCUUAUAAGAUUGUCAACACCACGGUUGUUGCUUGUCCUUUCAUCAUUUCUUCAUGCACAGUGUAACUGAUAUUGUAACCUAAGCUCAGCUAAACUGUCUGGCGCUGGGGAACACAGUGCGCCUGAGGAAAGCAUACCACUGACUCUCUGCAGCGAUGAUUAACAUCAGACAUAUAGGCAACAUUCAAAGAAAUUUGGCUACAGGUUGAAAAAAAAGUGGGGUAAAAAAACAGGAGUGUUCCAACCGUAAAGAAGCAUCAACAAUCCUCAAAGCUGGUCAGUGCAGAUCAUGACAUGUUAAAACAAAACAUUUCAUAUUGGUAACAAAGGAGUAACCUGGUUCCCAACCUGACUUGUCUCCCAGCAUUCCUCAGAACUCAAACUUCUCCUGCAGUACUUAAAAAAAGAUCAUGCACCGCACCCUCUUCAUGUAGAAUAACUUAAUCUUUGCUGCAUCUGCAGCCCUUAGGGUAUAUAUACCUCUACUGUUAGCUCUUGUAUUUUCAACCUUUUUGAUAGCUCACAGUUGGCAAAUCCACCUUUUCAUACUAGUGGCGAACAUGUAAUAUUGUUAGCAAUUUAAGGCACUAGGCAGGCCUUAACAUAGUGUGAAGCAGAAGGGCCCUUCAUCAGAAACCUGGUUUUCAAAGUGAAAUAAGGCUGUUUACAGUAUUGUGUUUCUUAUGGUUUUAAUCUGUUGGAGCUAUUUAUUUGUUUAGUGCUGUUAAGUUUAGUAUUUCUUUUUGUAGUUAUUUAGUUUUUGUUUAUUUAGAAUUAAUUUAUUUAACUUUAUUAUUAUUAGAUUUUUGUUAGUAUAUCUAGUUUAUCAUUUGUUAUUUUAUUUUAUUUAGUAUUUGUGUUUAGUUUCAUUUUGGCGCAUUGUGAGCACCUGAAGUUAUAUAGGUAGGUUGCCAGUAGGGGACCAGCAUGCACCUGGGUGGGCUAAUGGUUUUUAACCGGAGCGGGAGAGACAAGGAAUUUUUCUUUGCUCUGUGUUUGCUUACUUUUUGGUUAAAUAAACCACAUUUUUCUUUGAGCUUGAGUUUUGCUUGGACAUUAAGUUUUUCCCACCCACGUACAACACAGCCCAUGGUGCAAUAGUAGCGUUUGAUUCGUUUAAUUUGAAGUUUGAUUUGAAACUUUUGUUUGGUUGACAAACAACAUAAUCAUUAAAUCUUUCACAUGAAACUACACUGCUGCGCUCCAACUUGAAUCAGAGUUAAAUCAGGGUCUUUGGUCGUUUGGAUUGGUCAGCAGACAAAUAAGUUACCAUUUUUGAUUUGCCCUACAUUCACAAAUACACAUGGAUGUAAUUAUUAUUGUAAUUGUUUUUGGAUGAUAGCAACUGAAGUAUGGUUUAGAGAUUGUGCUGACAGAGUUUUGUUGUUUUUGUGUUUUUCUUUAGUGGGGAAGACCUCGCUCAUCACCAGGUUCAUGUAUGACAGCUUCGACAACACUUAUCAAGUGAGACAAACACCUCUCACGUGUUAAACCCGAAGUGAUAGUUGCAUGUAAUUACAAAACAAAUGGAGUGAUGUCUGUUCUCUUUUCUCUAAACUUCUGUUUACAAUUUUCAGGCCACAAUAGGAAUAGAUUUCCUGUCGAAAACCAUGUACCUUGAAGACAGAACGGUAAGUGUGUUUCACAGUCCUUGAUCUAUGGUUGUUCUUCUGUCUUUGUUGAAUUUUCUACACCUGACUAAAAAAACAAGAGGUGACUCUGCAUUGAAAUACUGACAAACUGUAACUGAACUAAAAUUUUCUUCAAGAGUUUUGUGUAUUACAUAUUUGCUCUCCCUCCAAUGGUUCGAUGGAUGCUGUACUCCGACAAUGGUCUUUCCUUUCUUUCUUUGUUUCUCCCCUCAACACAAGCUCUCUUCUUUCCUGUCUUCCCCUCCAUCUCUUCUCCUUAUUUCUGUUUUGAAACUGAACACCUUACUUGAUCAAGACAGGAGGGUUAAUGACAAGUGAAGGGUGAUUAUUUAUUUAUUUUCCCCUCCAGGCCCAGACAGCUUCUCUCUAUGGUGGUUGUUCACUACCUGCAUGCCCUCCACUCUCUCUGUCCUCUCUCUUUCUCUGUUUUUCUGCAUUUGUCUGUCUUUGCGUUCAAUUUGCUUUGUUGUCACUACAGCUUACCUCCAUUUCUUACCUUGUUUUUUCUUGCUUUAUUUUCAUCCUCUCUGUAUUGUUUUGUUUUGUUUUUCCUCUUCUUUUUAUUCCUCCCUUCCCCUUCCCCUUCCUGCCCGACAGAUUCGGUUGCAGUUGUGGGACACAGCAGGGCAGGAGCGGUUUCGUAGCCUCAUCCCAAGUUACAUAAGAGACUCUGCUGCUGCUGUAGUAGUGUACGACAUCACAAGUAGGUGGAUUACAUGUGCAAUCGGAUUUCUGAACAACAAGACACAUUUGUCCCAUUCUGCUUUGUCUUUAAACAGGGCCUGAUCAAAAUCACCUCAAACACACAGUAUAAGCAAUAAUUGUUGCAUAAUGUGAUGCUGGCAGGCGUUUUCCUUUUAAAUGAAAAAAGACCCCACCAUUUUUAACAUUGGUUUAUUAGACUUGGUUAAUCCAUUGGUUGUUGUUGUCUAUGUUCUUGUAGUCUUCCUGUCACAAACUCGCCUGUUUUCACAGCUGAGGCUUCCCCCCCAUGAAUACUGAUGCUCCUCUUCCUGUCUCUUUCCUUGUCUCUCUUUCAGACGUCAAUUCCUUCCAGCAAACCACAAAAUGGAUAGACGAUGUGAGAACAGAGAGAGGAAGUGAUGUCAUUAUCAUGUUGGUGGGGAACAAGACAGACCUUGCAGAUAAGAGGUAAUGUGUCCCUCCCUUUUCUGAGAGCAUACUAAUGAAUCCAUUGAUUUUUGCCGCUGGCGUGUCAAUACUGAGCCCCUCAGUCAUUCCUGAAGCAGGAGAUCAAAGCAAGUUUGAUUGUUAAAGCUACUAUUGACCUUUUCUCUAUUUUUAAAUCCCCUUUCUUUUUGUUUCCUACCCCACUGAUGAAAGACACAGAUGAUUUAGUCCUUAACCAACAAAUGAAUGCCUGUUAUGUUUGAAGUUUGCUAUUAAGUAUCUGCUAUCUGAUCCACCUGUUUAAUUAGGGUUGUGAAAUGUCUUUUGUGUGCAUCUCUUAACUCCCCUUAUCUGCCACAGGCAAGUAUCUAUUGAGGAGGGUGAGCGGAAAGCCAAAGAACUUAAUGUUAUGUUUAUUGAGACUAGUGCUAAAGCGGGCUACAACGUGAAGCAGGUAAGAGUGAGUGUGAGUCGUGCUCCUGGGUCCUGCUGAGGGUGCUGCUACCUGCGCUUCACUUCUAAAAGUCCUCUGAACAGCCAAAAUGAGAGGGGCUGAGUGAAAAUUUCCUUAUGAGUCAUCCUUGCUGCAUUUAGAUCUUCAAAAACAGAUAUUAGAGUCAUUGUUAAUUUUCAUCCCGAGGUAAAUGCCCUGAAGGUCUACUGGAUGUCUUUUAGUCUUGAGCGCAUGUGGCAGCAGCAGCAGGAAGGAGCACGGCUUGAUAAUCCACUUCAAUAUAUUCACAGUCUGUAUUUUUCUCCUUGUGUUUUCUCGUUGUGUGCGUGUCCACUGUGGAUGUUUGUGAAUUUUGUGUGCGGUGGCUGGUGGGUCAUCACAGACAGAUAACCACAGAGGAGGGAGAACAGAGAGCGAAAGAGAUGAAUGUUCUGUUUAUUGAAACAAGUGCAAAGACAGGCUACAAUGUCAAACAGGUAGAGCGUGUGCACCUUGUGUGUUUGUUCAUCCGCACUCAUGAUCUCUUCUGGUUGGCUUAUAUCUCACAAAUGCAUGUGUGCUUUCAACAUCAGCUGUCUCUGUUCUAAAGUAAGGGUGGAUUUGCUUUUCAAGCUCUUCCCCACCUGCUUGUGGUCAUUCUUAUGGUCAACCUUUGAUCAUCAAGACCUUUUUAAAGGUGGUUCUGGGUUUGCAAACCAACACCCCUGCAUCUACUGAAUGAAGUAAUUUUGCUGUAUUUGCAUUGCUGUGAGAUCUACACAAAUAUCAGUCCAGGUGAACACAUACACUGUAUGUAAGAAGUGGGCGUAGCUGUCAGGACCUCAUCCAUAGAGUUGUGGACCAUUGUUUUAAAGCCAGGAGUUACCAUAUUUGCACAACCAGGUGGACGCAUUGUUCUGCCUCUUUUGUUGUUGGCAUAUCACCCUGGCAGCAGCUUCCUAAUCACAAAGUGGCUGAUCUCUGAAGCAUACCCAACUUCAAAAUGUAUACAGGAAAUAUUGAUGAUUGGGGCUAAAAAUUUGUGUGAAAAACGGCUAAUUUUUAAAAAGAUUUCUGCCACAAUAUUUUAAGCGCUAGAGUUGUCCCCAGGUUAAACACACCUGCAUUUAGGCUUUUUUUUGUGAGCCAACGACUUCAGACGCUUCUUUCAUACAGUUUAUGGUCAAUAUGAUGAUGAUAAUUUUGGGGCAGGCAUGUUGAGUAUCAUCAUAAGUUCAACACUUUGCCUUUUUAAUUCUUGUAUUCAUCAAUCCCUCAAAAUUCUCCGAGCUCUCUCAGUGGAAGGUGAAGUCGGUGAAGUAGAUUUCCAGCCUCUCCAGAGCCAGGUCUGCAGGACAGACAUCUGGCCUUUUGAUAACUGAAACUCAUGCUGCUUCAUUUAAAUCAAUUUAGAAAAGCUCUGCUGGGCAUCUUCCUCUGUGUAAGCUUCAAUUGAGCCGUGUGUCAGUCAGAUCAUGUUAUGGGACUAGACACAGCCCACUGACUGGAUUUCAUCUUCUGUUUUUGUCAUGCUCAGAGUGUAAUUUUUUGAUAUAAUACAUCUGUUUCUAUCUCCCUUCAGCUUUUUCGUCGUGUGGCAGCGGCCCUCCCCGGCAUGGAUGCCACACAGGACAAGAGUAGAGAGGACAGUAUCCUUUGUGUUUAUGUCAGUGUCAGCGACCGACAUGAUAGAGGAGAGGCAGGAGGUCUCCUCGCUCUUUUACAGUCUCUGCCAGAAGGAAGAUGUAGUGCAGCUGUGUGACAGCCAGCUAUUGUUAUAAACUAGUGUGUCACCGGAGAUUUAUUUCAACCACUGAGGGUACUUAUUGUGAUCCAGCUCAGUAUUCCUUCAAGAAAUAAUUCACCCAAAACAUUCUUUUAUUCAUAAUAAUCACAAUGGGUUCAGAUUGCAACCCUGUUGUGGUAUUAAGCUGUCAAAUCCAGACAACAAAGCCCAAUAAAGAAAAAUUUUAAGUUAAAUUUACCAAAAAGUAGGAUGAAAAAAAAUGUUUUGUACCGAAACUAAUACAUGAUGAUGAUAAAUCCAGAAAUUCAUGGUAGGGUAUAAUGGCAUAGCAGGAAAAUGAUAAGACUAGCCCACGUUACUGAGCUUUGGUGCUAGAGGUAAACACAUAAUUAGCAUAAAGCAGGACAGUAAGCCUAAAAAUACAAUGUUCAUAUGACUGGGCUGUUUGUGUAUUUAUUUUGUUGUUUCAUAAAUCUGAAUUCUCUUUCAUUUUCUAGUUCUAUACUUUUUGUCUUACAUUAGAAAAACGCUAAAACACUAUUUUACAUGAAUGUAGAAGUUUGCUAUCUCUCAAACUUCUAACACAGCUUGAAGUACAUUGUCUUGUUCUGUGCUGAUCCUUAACUCCUCCACCUUUCAGUGAUUGACAUCAAGCUGGAGAAGCCACCAGAGCUCCCUGUCAGUGAAGGAGGCUGUUCCUGCUAAUCUCAGCACAAGUCAUUGCUUAUAUUAUUCUCCUCCUGGCUGUUUUCCAAACCCGGUCAGGUUUUCUGUAUCAGUCCCUUUUACUACUCCCACCUUUGUUCCCCCUGCCUGAAGAGAACACUACAUCUGUUAUCGUCGCCAUUGUGGAAACCGCUCUCUCAUCAGAAAUGCUCAUUUAUCACAUAAAAUGAAUAUUUGCACUGUAACGCACACAGACCGGUACGUUUAAACAGUAUUCUCAUGUUGAGCUCAUCAUCUUUUCACUGAACUCCAUCAGUUCAGUCUGUCAAUUAAAAAACGAUGUGGUGGAUGCUGAUUGUGUCUUGAGGAUUGCUGUCAGAACCAAACUGAAAGAGAGGAAAUUUAUCCGAUAAAGAGUGAGAACAUUCUUUGAAAAGUUUAACACUGCUUUAAGCUAAAUAUGCGCUAUGUGAGUGUUUUGUACAUUUGUCAGUUAAUGUAAUCUUCUGUUGCAAUUAAUCGGCAAAUGUGUUAUCAGCAACCAGUGAUGUUUUAACUGCCUGGAAUAAGUUGUGAAAAUGGUGGUAGUAAAUCUAAGAGAAUUUGGGCUCUUUCUUUGUUCUUACAUCGCCACAAUGCAGCUGAAGCUGGAUGCCUGGAGCUUGUUUGACACUUGAGUGUUUGCUUUGUGGUCCAGAGCAGAAUAGGGGGUUAUCCAUACGUGAACUAGCAUGAUACGAUAAGUCAGUACAGUGUCACACACAUCACAGCAUGGUCUAAAACGAGCAGAUACACAUGACACACUCUUAACACUAUCACAUCACCCUUCACAUUACCGUCCUCCCCUCCUCUCCUACCACACUUGUCCCUUGAGAUAGGUUAUUUUUACCUUGGCUUCCAUUUUCUAUUACCUUUUUGUUUUGGUUAGAUGUUAGAUUUUUUUUAAGACUACAGCUAUCAUAGAUCUAAAACUUUUCCAUCAUCAUAGCGUUUGAGGAGAAUUUGAAUCAUAAUCAAAAAACCCAGCACAAAUGAUAGGUAUGGAGAUAUAUAUGCCUUUUGGAGUUGAAAUGUAGAGGGCUUCCGUGGGUUUAUCUAGUUAACUUUGGUAUGACGUUUUACAAACACUUUAAAGAUUUCUUUGGCUUGUUUAAUUUUUAUUUUUGCCUCUGAUUCUUUGUUAGUAAUGAUUCUUGAUGUGUAUUUAAUCCACAAUGACUUGUAAUAUUUAUUUCCGUUGGAUUUGUUUCUUUUUUAUGGCUGUUAAUAUCUUCUCAUGGUAUGAGUCCUGAAUCUCAAAUAAAUAUGCAUCCAUCUGUACCACCUUUAACAGAAUCAUCUGGAGAGCAUCUGUUUUGCCCUCUACCACCGAUAAAUGGAAAAAUGAUCAUACAUAUAUACAGUGCAAUUUUUGUGUGAACUUAUGGAAGAGUGUCUGAUUUGUAUAGCAUAGUAGUCCUUAACGUUUCUGUCUGGAAUGAUUUUAAAUGAGAAAAUAAAAAUACACUUGUCACGACAG
Molecule: messenger RNA, 8853 nt
Organism: Xyrichtys novacula (pearly razorfish)
Lineage: Eukaryota; Metazoa; Chordata; Actinopteri; Labriformes; Labridae
Source: the annotation of a GenBank genome assembly